This is a messenger RNA of Drosophila innubila, 1335 nucleotides long. RefSeq names its product succinate--CoA ligase [ADP/GDP-forming] subunit alpha, mitochondrial (gene Scsalpha2). The record is from RefSeq and is a predicted model, not a curated record. Gene Ontology annotation, molecular function: succinate-CoA ligase (GDP-forming) activity; succinate-CoA ligase (ADP-forming) activity. The transcript has a single exon. Gene Ontology annotation, biological process: tricarboxylic acid cycle. Lineage: Eukaryota; Metazoa; Arthropoda; Insecta; Diptera; Drosophilidae. Gene Ontology annotation, cellular component: mitochondrion; succinate-CoA ligase complex (ADP-forming). The coding region runs from base 135 to 1124 and encodes 329 amino acids.
GGCUGUGUUGCAUUAGAGAAGCUAUUCGUAUCAUUUCAUUUUGAGUAACACACAGUUUUGGUAACAAUUUCGAUAGAAUAGAACAAAAUCUCAGAAAAUACAAGUUUAUAUUAACGCCGUUCAAAAAUAGCGAAAUGUCCUUUUGUAACAGAACACUUCCACGUCUGGUGCGCAAUGCUCACAAACUAAUGAGAUUCAAGUCGGACUAUUCAAAGACCAUUUGCAAUCUGAAGAUCAACAAGGAGACCAAAGUGUUGGUUCAAGGAUUCACUGGCAAACAGGCCACCUUUCACUCCGACGAAGCUAUUAAGUACGGCACUAAUAUUGUAGGGGGUGUAUCGCCAAAUAAGGGCGGUACCAAGCAUCUGGACAGGCCCGUUUUCAAGGAUGUGAAGGAAGCCGUCAAGGAACUGAAGCCGGAUGCAACAGUUAUCUUUAUACCGCCACCAAAUGCCGCCGAGGGAAUUUGUGCCGCUAUUGAGAACGAGAUCGGUCUGAUAGUUGCAAUCACUGAAGGUAUUCCUCAAGCGGACAUGGUGCGGAUUAUGCAAAUGCUCAAGAGCCAGGAGAAGAGUCGUCUUUUGGGUCCCAAUUGUCCCGGCAUUAUAUCGCCAGAUCAGUGCAAAAUCGGGAUUAUGCCUGGACAUAUCCAUAAACGCGGCAUGGUGGGCAUUGUUUCCCGAUCCGGCACUCUCACCUACGAGGCAGUGCAUCAGACCACAGGUGUGGGAUUGGGCCAGACUUUGUGCAUCGGCUGCGGCGGGGAUCCCUUUAAUGGCACCAACUUUAUCGAUGGUCUCAAGAUCUUUCUCGGCGACAAGGAGACCAAGGGUAUUAUACUAAUUGGCGAGAUUGGCGGCUCCGCUGAGGAGGAUGCUGCCGAAUAUCUCAAAAAAGAGAAUACGGGCUGUGAAUCAAAACCUGUGGUUGCCUUUAUUGCCGGCCAGACGGCUCCACCUGGUCGUCGUAUGGGACAUGCCGGUGCUAUAAUCUCCGGCGGUAAAGGUGCCGCUCAGGACAAGGUCAAGGCGCUGCAGGAUGCGGGUGUCCUGAUUGCUAUGAAUCCUUGCCACAUGGGCAAGAUUCUCCAUCAGGAAAUGGUCAAGCGUAAGAUAGUGAAGUGAAUAAUCCGACUUGUCAUCAAAAAUCAAGGGGCAGAUUAUACAUAUUCCUCUAAAGGUUCCAUCAAGAUUCACGUUUCAGAUCUGUAUUGUUGCAUACGGCAAUUAAUUAUUUACACGUUACGUUUUCGAGCGGUCUUCUCCAAAUUGGUUUCUUCUACAAAUAUUCAAAUUUGAUAAAUAACAAAAUGCUCAAUUUAAACCGCAAAAAAAA